This is a messenger RNA of Daphnia magna, 1335 nucleotides long. RefSeq lists its product as uncharacterized. The transcript has 2 exons. Bases 82 to 639 code for a protein of 185 amino acids. The record is from RefSeq and is a predicted model, not a curated record. NCBI's taxonomy places the organism in Eukaryota, Metazoa, Arthropoda, Branchiopoda, Diplostraca, Daphniidae.
GGUGGUGUACUAGAUGCCAUCCCUUUGGAGACAAGAGUUGAUAACGCGGUCACUAAUCAAGUCGACAUCAACGCAUGGAGAAUGAGAGAUAUCACAUGCAGAAACUAUAUCUUGGCCACCACAGAUCAAAGUCAGAAGAUCCUUCUCUAUCCAUGUGUUACCGCAAGAGAAAUGUGGGUUAAACUGAUCUCUCAGCAUGCCGCUAGAGCAGAUGACACCAUUCAUCAGAGAUGGCAGGAACUCUACGAUUUCAAGUAUGAUUCUGAAAAAAACGUUACAUCUUACAUCAACGGGAUUGUGUCCAUCGCCAACCAACUAAGAGAAAUGAAUGAGCCAGUUCCUGAGAGGCAAAUUCUUAACAAAAUCCUAGCCGCUCUUCCACCAAACUUUAGAAUGGUGCGUUCCGCAUGGACAGUUGUACCAGUCCACGAGAGAACUAUCGAUAAUCUCACUCGGAGAUUAGUGGCAGAAGAGAGUGUGAUUGCAUCAUAUGAGUCUGAAUCAAAGAAUGAGAUGUCCAGUGCCUUCCGCGCUUAUAACCAUUCGUCCAUCCGACGAUCAAGAGGCAGUUACCAAGCUGGAAGAGGUGGAUAUCCCGGUCUUCAAGGAAACUUUCAAAAUGCCAGGAGAGGAGAGUAAUCGCUACAAUACUGCAUAUCACCACAACCAAUGGGAGCAAUCAAAAUUUCAAAAUCAAGAAUUUGAAUGUGAUCUCUGUGAAGUAGACACCCACAAAACGGCGGACUGUCGGAAACUGGCAAGAGCACGAGCGAUCCUAAAGGCAGACCAGGGAGACAAUUUCCUAACAUGAAAAAUCAAGACUCAGCCUUUCCAGUCUCCACAUCUAAAGAUCAAGACCACGUUUUGAAAAAGCACUCAAAACUCUGUGUAGCGGUUUAAUGCUUUUAGCAGUCAAUCGAUGCACUUAGACCAGAAAUCGGAGCUAGAAGUUAAUAUUGAAUCAGACCAGGCACCUUAUCGACCGCAUAUUAGACAAGAAGAUCCCACUAAAUAUUUCAUUUAUUUAUUUUUUUGUAUUUCAUCGUUUCAUUGUGUUUCGUCUUCUCACUCUCCUCUUCUUUUUUUUUGGGUGUGUGAUUGCCAAAUUCGUUUUGUACUUAUGAUAAAACUCAACCUUCACUAUUAGUUGAGACCAGGUGUCAAAGUGCGCUUCUCCUCAGCAACUAAAGUAAAGGUUGCGUAAACCUAUACGUACCUGUUCACUCUUUUGUUUCACUCAGGAUUCUGUUUAUCCUUAAUAUCCUUAUGUUAUAUAAGACCGUGUCAAUGUGUCUCAGCUCUCUCUUCUAUUUUUCCAAGUAUACGCAGCUCAAG